AGGUGUCGUGUGGGCCACCGACACUGGCGCAGACGGAGUCACGUGGUCUGUUUAAAUCUCCCAGCUGUCGUGCACGGGAGAGAAUUCUAUGGUUGAGGCUCGGUAAGAUCUGACUUGCGUCUGAGCUAAAGAUGGCGGACGGAGAGAAUACGCUCCUGGAUCCCAGUGCCAGGGUAUCUGGUACGGGAGAGCCCCUGUCCAAAAAGCCCAAGCUAGGCGUGACGUUGGGAUGCGGGGUCAAAACCUGUCGGACAGAGCAGGGAACGGGAGAGGCUCGGGCGGCGGAGGUAGCUGAGCAGGCGGAAGGGGAGAAGAAGGUUGAGGCGGUGGCGGUGGGGCAGGCCAUGGCUCCAUCAGGCGGAGACAAUGAGCUGUUGGUUUCGGAGCUCGGCGGAGAGCCGCUGAAUCAGGAAGAGAAGGCGCCGACGGACGGACCCACCGCUGAGCUACCAGAUUUAACUCCCAAUGGAUGUCAUCCUCACGACUGUGGCGAUGAUGAGGACGAUGACGAGGGUGAGGAUGAUAACGACGACCGAUCUUCACGAGCAAGUUCAAGCGAUUGGACACCACAACCGCAAAUAGGCUCUUAUAGUUUUAUUCAGCAACACAUCAUGAGAGAAACGGACCCCCGGACAAUUUUGAAAGACCUCCUUCCAGAAACCGUUCUUCCGCCCGACCUCGAUGACAUGACCCUCUGGCAGAUAAUCAUCAACAUCUCAGAACCUCCCAAAAGAAAGAAGCGCAAAGAUCUGAACACCUUGGAAGAUGUGGUCAGGCUACUGCAUGAGUCCAAGAGGAUUUUGGUUCUCACAGGUGCUGGGGUGUCCGUGUCGUGUGGAAUACCUGACUUUCGAUCCAGAGAUGGCAUUUAUGCCAGGCUUGCUAAAGACUUCCCUGAUCUUCCAGACCCUCAAGCAAUGUUUGACAUAGAAUACUUCAGAAGAGACCCAAGGCCUUUUUUUAAAUUUGCAAAGGAGAUCUACCCGGGGCAGUUCCAGCCAUCACCGUGCCACAAAUUCAUCUCAAUGCUGGAUAAGGAAGAGAAGCUCCUGAGGAACUACACGCAGAACAUCGACACGCUGGAGCAGGUGGCCGGCGUGCGGAGGAUCAUCCAGUGUCACGGCUCCUUUGCCACAGCUUCCUGCCUCAUCUGCAAGUACAAAGUAGACUGUGAAGCAAUUAGAGCAGACAUCUUUAAUCAGGUUGUUCCACACUGUCCAAGGUGUCCUGACUUCCCCUUGGCAAUCAUGAAGCCUGAUAUAGUCUUUUUCGGAGAGAACCUGCCAGAACAGUUUCACAGGGCAAUGAAACGGGACAAAGACGAAGUUGACCUUCUCAUUGUCAUUGGGUCUUCUCUUAAGGUGCGACCGGUGGCACUUAUCCCAAGCUCAAUUCCACACGAAGUGCCUCAGAUUUUGAUCAACAGAGAGCAGCUUUCACACCUGAACUUUGACGUGGAGCUACUGGGGGACUGCGACGUCAUCAUAAAUGAACUGUGCCACAGGUUGGGCGGAGACUACAAGCAGCUGUGCUUCAACCCUUUAAGACUGAGCGAAAUCACGGAGAAACCGCCGCGGCCUCAGAGAGACCCCGCGGCGGAUCCCGUUUGCGACGGCACGCCAAACUCCCCGCAGCUCAGCGAGAACGAAUCGGGGCGGUUGAAACCGACCUCAGCUGAGCCCGCGGAGGACGCAGAGGGGCAGUUGCCCCCCAAGGUUACCCCCCCUGCAGAGGAUGUUACAGACAGUCACCCCAACACUAGGACGCAGUCCCCCGAUCACGAGGACUGCGAAAGUCUGGAGCUACCACUCGGAGACGUCCACGACGACGAGGCCUUGAAGUUCAAGGACAGAAACCCUAAAACCGAGGGGUACAGAAGAUGCUGGCUGAACAGAGUUGGCAGGAGUCCAAUCAGUAAGCGCCUUGAAUCCUGUCAGUACCUGUUUCAAGCCCCAAACCACUACAUCUUCCACGGGGCGGAGGUGUACUCGAACUCGGAGGACGAGACGUCCAGCUCGUGCGGCAGCGAGAGCGAGGGGUCCUUCUGCAGCCGCAGCGGUCUGGGGGAGGACGACAGCGAGACGGAAGAGCUGUACCCCGGGCCCACCGCCGACGAAGAGCAGGACCCCAGAGAGGAGGGUCUGAGAGACACGCCGCCCCUAAAGCUAGCCAGCGAGGACCUGCCCUUCACAGAGCACACAGACGGCACGGCCCCGGACGAUCCCGACGCGCCGCAGAUAUGAGAACAGACUCGUCGGCCGCCACCGUUUUAGCCACAACACGCGACUACAGGCAUAAAAAAAAAAAACUAAAGGCAUGGUUUAUAUACAUUGGCAGCGGAGAAGAAUUGCUCUCGGAAUACAUACGCGCACGCCUUCCCGCUGACGCGGCGUUUUCUGUCCCCCGGGUCGCAUGGUUGAUUUGAGGCGUUUCCUGGAGGUGCGGGGUGCCGAUGGUCGCUCGUCGCCGAACCGGCCGCGGAAGCAUCCGGAACAUGUGUGAUGGCCUGUCGCAGUCCGCAGUCUCCUGACCCAAAAGGAUCUUUUGAGCAAAGUCAAACGAACGCAGACGGCUGCAGGUUAUCGAGAGCUGUGGACUGCUGUAGAAACCUUGUGUCCUGGUACUGUUGGAAUAGGCUCCAGAACUUUCUCAACGGAUAAGGUGGUGUGAAACUGUCAUUAAAGCUAAAGGAGAUCUAAAUUAAUGGUUUGUGGUAUGUAUUUAUCAUAUGUUUUUUUUUUUUUUUUGUAUGAUCAAGCAAUUCUUUCAUGGGAGUAAUUCUUCUUGACUACUGGAGUAUAUGUAUGUAUAUGCAUGUACAGUACACACACGUUUACAUAGUGUAGUAGUUACAUUUAUUUCUCGCAUACCUCCAUGGUAUGGUACAAAUAAAGAGGUGUGUUCAUCCAAAUUAUUGGAUGUUGCGUGAAUAAACAUUGCAUUUUAGUAUGAUUUACCUCUUAAUAUUUGGUUGUUCAGUUUCUAAAUUAAAACACUGCCAUUCUGUUAGUUGUAGGAUAACAAAGGGAAUAGCAAUUUUAGACCAAAGAACAUUUAUUUUCCUGCAUACAUAAAAAAGGACUUUGUUCUUAAUCUUCGCAUACUAAACCUCUCUUCUCAUCUGUACUACAAUGUAAAGAAAACACUGGCUUUUUUUUUCUUUUCUUUUUUUAAGGAUUAUUGGCAGCUACUUUCUUAAGGUAGAGCUAGUGUCAUUAUUUUUGUAUUUUCUAAUGCAUUUCUUCAUGCAUACUCAGCAAGAGUAGGUUAUGGUUUUCCAAAAAAAUUACAAAAAACAAAAACUAGCGGAGUGUGAACAUAUUUCAAGCCCUGUGUUUGUAUUGGAUAAGCCGUCAGUGGCGCAAAAGCACUUUUUCACAAAAAACUGCCAUUUUAGGCAAAAUCCAUGAAAAGCAAUUUGGUAUCAUUCGUUUUUUACAUGCCUCAGACGAGAGGUAAAUCCAAAAUCUAGGAAGCAGUAAUUUUCUGCUAUUUUAAACUUUGUUUCACUUCUUCACUACUGCUGUUGUACAGGUAUACAAAUCUUUACAAAUUUAUCCCAAAUGCCACUGAAAAUUUGGUAGCCUUAGGAAUCAUUGUCAUAUAAAAAAAUGUAUUAUACACUGUCAAUAUCAACCUUCAGCAUUAGGACGCAUCACAUCAUGGAUAAAUCUCAUUGAACAAAUACAAAUGCUUUAGGAAAGUGUCUGGAAUAGGCAGUGUUGAGGCAGAACAAAAAGAAAAGAUCUGGAUUUGUAGAAAAGCAUUCAUCUCUAAACCUUACACCUGAAAAAUUACUUUGAAUAGUUUUUCUAAACAAUAGUUAAUUCUACCAAAGAAAUUAGGUCAGACUUUCUUACUUUUAUUAUUUUCUAACGGAUCAAAGAUGGGUUCAUGGUGGUGACGGGAUGGUAGAGCUUCAGAAAAUGCUAAAUGAGAGGAGUGGUCAUGAACUCACUGAUGCGGACCAAUUUGUAUUUUUACUGUAAUAAGCUAUUUUUAUUUUAUUUUCCCCAAAACCAUUAACGGCACACUGUAGGUUUACCCAUUACAAGCUUCAUAACAAGGGUAUUCCUGGAAUCUCUGUAAAACUCUGCUCUUGGUACAAAACUAGUUUCCACUGCAAUAAGCAUAACAAUGUUUUGGAAUCGAUGGGAGAAUUCCGGUGGAACUGAAAUUUACACACUAGUUAUAAGGCUAUUAAUAAUACGGUCCCCAUUGAGUUCAAGUUUUGUUCUAAAAGAAUAGUUUAUUUGCUUGUGUUGAAAAAGUUGAGCUAUUCUAUUUCUCAAAAUGAUUGUUGAAAUAUGUCUGCCCUGUUUCCUGCAUCAUAAUAGGUAAUUUCUACACCUGUGUGAUGUUACAUAGUUUGGUGCCCAUUUUUGAAGAACUGUUGCAAAUUUUGUUUGUACUGUACAUUGCCAGUAUUUGCUUUGUUUGUAUUUCUGUGCUCAUUAGUUUCUUUUUCUGUAGUGGUUUGGAGCUCAUUGUAAAGCAUCUGCUUAGUUAUUUAUACUGGACAGAAACUCAAAAACUAUUUCUACAUUUAAAAAAUGCCUUCAUCCCCAGUAGCCUCGACCACCCAUCCAUAUUCUGAUAUUUCUCCACUCCAAUAUCAAGAUUGCAAAAUGAAUGUACCUUAAUGUGGGUUAUGAAAAUGGAUGUGGUAGUCAAUAAAUUGAAGUACACAGUACGUGGAACAGUGCCAAUAAAAUCGCAUGAAUACAGCACCAGAAAUUAAUGGAUAAUCUCCAUAGCAUUUGCCAAUUAAACCAAUUAAAAUAAAUAUAGCAAAAAUGUAAUACCUAGAAGGAUUUUAGUGUGGUCUUUGAGAAAUCACAAUGCAAAAUAAAAUACAUUAUUAUAUAACUUAAGUUAUGAGCCCUUUUUGGUUUACAGUUUUUAACCAAGAAAACAUACUAAAUAAUAUUGUGGGAGGAACUGGAGAGCGAAACGGUGUGCAGCAGUGCAGAACAGAUUGGGAAGAUUUUCCACCCCUCUGAUUUUCUUUUCCAUGCACAUCCAAAUUCCAGAUACUGUGGGAAUGUGAUUUUAACUCUGAUAAAGGACAAAAUGAAUAAAAAUAAAUGAUUGACAAGUCUUAAUUCACCAUUAGUAAUGGCAAACAAAAUGUUGGCUAUGCUUUAGUGUUCAGUCUGACCUGUGUGUUGCAUUAGAUGGGAGACUCAUCAGAAAUGUGUUAAUGAUGCAUUUAAUGCAGGAAAUACAAUGCCUAAACAAUUAACAGAAAUGUCUAGCUUCCUUAAACUGUACAUGAAUGAAUAAAUUCUUUUUUUUCCUUUUUUUUGCCAUUAGCUAUUAAUUUCAUUUUAGUCCUUUAUGAUGAUCAUUUUCCAAAGGUGGCCUAUUGCAUUUUGAAUUUGUAUGUUUUUGUCAUGUUCCUUUCAUUUUUGCUGUAUUAAGAUUAGGUCUUCUUUACAUUAAUAGUAGCAUGAUGCUACAGGGAUGCAUCAUUUGCAGUUGGUGGAAUCAGCUGGAAUUAUAUGAUGCUCCUUUGUAUUGUGUGCAUGUCUUCAGAUAAAAGAUUGUAUAUCUGUAAUCAUUAGCUGAUAGCAUAACAUCUUUUCUGCAAAAAAAUGGACACCAUGGCAAUGUUUUCUAGUUUUAUAUGUAGAUUUUUCAAUUGUGACAUGGAUGUUUUUUUCCACGAAACGAGACAGUUGUGUGUCCAGCAUUACUCUUACCUAAUCCUUUCCCAUUGUUAUUUGUACUUUGGUCUUGAACUUCAGAAAUAUUGAUUUUCUAUCUUGAGGACACUUUGCUUUACACUCUUGAACGAUACAGUUAAUGUAUGUGUACCUGUAUAAACGGAGGGGGAAAAAAUGCAUAAAAACAAUGCAAUAAAGUGUCCUGCAUUCCUUCAA
Molecule: messenger RNA, 5885 nt
Organism: Conger conger (European conger)
Lineage: Eukaryota; Metazoa; Chordata; Actinopteri; Anguilliformes; Congridae
Gene: sirt1
Product: sirtuin 1
Exons: 9
Coding region: 132-2243 (703 amino acids)
Molecular function (GO): NAD+ binding
Source: RefSeq, a predicted model, not a curated record